ACAAUGAGUAACCAAUGGAAAAAGUAUCUUUUUUGGUUUGCUCAAGAACACAUUGAUUUUCGUGCAGCUGAAAUGGAAUCUAUCCUUAGUAUGCUGGGUAUAAAUAUUUAUAUUCAUCCUAAAUUGUUAGACCAUCCUUAUUGGAUAGUUAACUUACCUUCAGAGACUGUUGCACAUAAAAUUUCAAGCAGAGCAGUUGGUGUACGGUUUUGUAUGGAAUUAUGGGCUAGUAGCAAAAGGAUUGAAGAUUUACACAAAACAUUAAAACUGUAUCCAAUCACAGAAAUUAAAAAGUACGGUGGACCACAAAAAACAUUCAAAAUAAUAGUUGAAACAUUUUGUAAACAUUUUUCACAAAGUGAAAAGGUAAACAAGAUUGAGGCUUUCAGUUAUUUACCAUUAGAAGGACCAGUGAGAUUAAAUAAUCCAGAUACAACAUUAUGUUACAUAGAAUUUUAUGGAUUAUAUCCUAAUGACAUUCCUGAAACACCUUAUGAAUUGUUUUUUGGUAGAUGGAUUACAAGUGGACAAAGGGAUUUAAUUCAGAAACUAUCUCUGAAAACCAGAAAAUUUAUAGGUAAUACAUCUAUGGAUCCUCAAUUGUCAUUGAUAAUGGCAAAUCAAGCUCAAAUUCAAAAGGGGGAUAUUGUUCUUGAUCCAUUUGUUGGCACUGGAUCUUUAUUAGUAGCUGCUUCUCAUUUUGGAGGAUAUACAUUAGGGACAGAUAUAGAUUUUUUAAUGCUUCAUGGUCGUACAAGACCUAGUAGAAUAUCACAAAAGAUUAGGGAAAAGGAUGAAAGUAUUGCUACAAAUAUGAGUCAAUAUGGAAAAAGAUCAUAUUAUAUUGAUGUUGUUGUAUCAGAUUUUUCCUAUCCUUUAUGGCGUUCUGAUAUGUGUAUAGAUGCUAUAAUUACCGACCCUCCUUAUGGUAUAAGAGAAGCAACAGAAAGGAUAGGUACAACUAAAUCAAAUCCAGUAAUAGAGGAACAUCAAGCAUCCUCUCAUAUACCAUCUAAAAUUGGCUAUGAUUUACCUGAAAUGUAUAAAGAUCUACUAACUUUUGCAGCUAAGCAUCUUAAAGUAACUGGCAGAUUAGUAUGCUGGUUUCCUUUAUUUAGGGAUCAAUAUUCAGAAAAUCAAUUACCAACACAUCCAUGUUUAGAAUUAAUAGCCAAUUCAGAACAAGUACUUAGUAAUUAUACUAGUCGCAGAUUAUUAACUUAUAAAAAAAUAAAGGAUCCAGUGGAAUCAGACGAAAUAAUUUCUACAAACUUAAUUGAUUUUCGAGAAAAAUAUUUUGCAUUACGAAAUGAAAGCCGAAAGGAAAAACGAAUGAAGAAAGCUGUAGAAAAAGCAAAGAACAGAGAACUUUGGGAACAGAAUAAUAAAGAAAAUGAAAAAAGAUGA
Molecule: messenger RNA, 1407 nt
Organism: Habropoda laboriosa
Lineage: Eukaryota; Metazoa; Arthropoda; Insecta; Hymenoptera; Apidae
Product: tRNA (guanine(10)-N2)-methyltransferase homolog
Exons: 9
Coding region: 4-1407 (467 amino acids)
Biological process (GO): methylation
Cellular component (GO): cytoplasm
Molecular function (GO): nucleic acid binding
Source: RefSeq, a predicted model, not a curated record